UUUACAUUGUAAAAUAUUUUUGUAUUUACAAUAGCAACAUUCCUUUGGAGGUCAAGCAUGAACUGUCAGUGCUCAAUGUCAUCCAAUCAGAUUUCCAGAAAUUCACUUCCUUUCACUCUACUGCACAUGACAGGUAACCUUGACAUGCAAAUGAGUUAUGCCAGAGCCAAUGAAGAACACUGACAUUGAGAACUUUAACCUUUAACCUCCCCACUAUAUAUAUCUACCAAAUAAGGCUUUUAAACUCUCAUUCAAUAGCAGAGGGUUAAGUUUAAACCAGUUCCUUUUGUCACAGUAUAGAUUUCCUGCCUGAGUGACUGAGGGAGGGAAAACACUGCAUGAAGCAUGGAUCCACAAAACAAUGGAACAAUUUCUUCCACAGAUAGUUCACAGUCUGAAAACACCAGUGAAGUAGGUGAGAAUUAUUCUGAAGACUCAAAUGUAUACCCUGACACUGUGUCUCAGAGUUACAGAUGUGCCAAUGUUGUGUGGCCAUACUCUCCCAUUCCCUCAUGUUCUGAUGGUUAUAACCCUCACACAGCAGUCAAAUCUGAAUCCUUUGACUUCAGUAAUACUGCAAUUUGUCACAAGGCUGUCAGUGAGCUGUAUCAAUACAGUAGUGUGCCAUAUCAUGACUAUGCAAACAUUUAUCACAGUCAGUAUGCAGAAUGGCAGCAAAUGCAUCAGUGGUACUACACAUCAAAUUACUACAACAGUGAUCGAGCAAUCAAGUACCCAGAUAUUUCCUUAACGCCUCAAAAUACUCAUUCAAUGAACAGUGCUCCAAAUAAUGUCCAAACAUCAGAUAUAGCACGAUGCUCUACUCCUGAUCUCAUAUCAGCGCUUGCAGCUAUUCCAUCGGAUUCCAAAUUUUCAAGAAGCAUUAGUCCACUUCUCUCGGAGGCAAAUCAAGUAUUGUCCAAUGAGUCACCAAAAGCUGAUGUUUCUCCUAAUGUGUCUGUAAUUUCAGAGCAUGGAAACCAUUCCAUGUAUUUACAUGUAGCCAAUCGUGUGCAAGAUAGUGGUUAUAAUUCUGAUUUGUGCAUGUCACCUGUGUAUCCACUUGAUUCAAAGCUGAAUUCUCCAAAAGAGGAAGUGAAAAGUGAAAAUUCUGAUGAGGAAAACAAAGAAAAUGCAGAUCCUGGAGAGGAAUCAUCAAUGAACCUGUCCCAAUUUAUUGAAAUAUACAACACAACAAAACCCUACAUGCCGAAGCCAAACCUCGCUGAUUUUCUCAGGGAUCCUGCUAAGGUAGGGCAGAACGAUAUAUCUAUACAGAAUUCUGAUGAAGUACAAUCAAUGGAUAUAACUUCAUCUUCUCUCUCUUCACCAACUGAUCAAAAACUCCAACAAAAGGCUGUUCUAUGUCACAAGAUGCCACAGCAGCCCCAGAGACCAAAUAUCAAAAAGUGUGAAGCUGCAAAACGUAAAAUAACUGAUGCCGAAAUUCAAGCAGUGAUGCAGCGUGAAAGCAAAAGACAACGACACAACCAACCCUUAAAUCUGAAGGCAGUGCACAUCAUGACAGAAUGGUAUGAGGCACAUGAGGAAAAUCCGUAUCCUUCAAAAUCUGAAAAAGAAAUCAUGGCUAAAGAGGGAGGAAUUUCCAUAACACAAGUGAAAUCGUGGUUUGCCAACAAACGAAACCGAAGCAACAACACAAAACCAAAAGUUCAGAAGCGACAAAUGACAGAGAGACUUUUGGACAUCUGUCAUCAACUUGCCAGGACUGCCAAGCAACCAACAUUAAAUAAUGCCGAUAUUAUACAACAACUAUCAACAAUUAUCACCAACCCUGGCGAUUCCAUGGGUGAGUAACUUUUCCACAACCCCUUACGUAUAUAGUAGUUAUCUUUUAAAGUGCUUCAUUUUAUUGUGCUAUAUAGGGUGUUGGUAGAUAUUUAUAUUUUUUGAGAUAGUGUUUUGACUGAUGGAAUAUUUUUGUGUUAAUCUCAAAUAAAUGAAAUAUUGAAUCAAUGUAAAUAUUUAUACCGAAUUCCAUCCACAAAAAUUUCAAGGGCAUUCCCCUAUCAAUCUAUUUAUAAUCUAGCUGUGACACUAUGAUGAAUCCCUGUGAAAAUUCAAGAAUGUGCAAUAUUUUCCAUGUGUGAUUUUUUUUGAUUGAUCAGUGCAAUGCAGUAAAUUAUUUAUGCCUUAUUUAUCAACAUUUCCAAGAAAUUGUAUUUUAACUAUAUAUAUAUAUAUUUGCAUGAUUGUGUUAAUCCAUUUUCAAAUAACAAAAUGGCAAAAAAAAAAAAUUAAAAAUCCAAAAAUAUUUUAUUGAAGCUAGUCUCUAUUCUGUCUGGGGGAGAGAAUUUUCCAAACGGUGUGUGAUGUAGUUGGGGCUGGUCACAGUAAUCUCCCCUGAAUGUGUUGUAAAUUUUUUAUUACUAUACAAUGUUCUUUUUUUUUCUUUUUCUUUUUUUUUCUUUUUUGAAACUGGUGGUAAAAUGGAUUUUUUUUAAAUAUUCCCCCAAAAAAACUCAUUACCUGUGAUAGAUUUACAUGGACUUGUUAGUGGUUCUUUUUUUUCCUGUGUGUAUGUAUUUUAUUCAUGAACUUUUAACCAAAUAUAACAAACAGCAUGAACUUGAGGUUUUAUAAUUUUACAUUUUCACUGCUAGCUGUGAUGUCAGAUUUUUGGCUGUGGCCAGUCAGGUUUUGAGUUUCCCUCCCAAGUUUUUUUUGGCUUCUUUUGCAGAAACCAAAUUUUGUCUUUCACUCAAUCAGGGAGGUCAGACAGAUGGACUUAUCUGUGAUAUUAUUUUUCAGGGGAGAUAAUUUGUAACUGGAUUUCUGUCUUUCCAUAUUGUGAAUGCAAAAUAAUUAUCUGUGAUAAAAAUAUCUGUAAAAUGUCUUGUUUUCUUUUUGUGCUGUUAUUUUUGCAUGUGCAUGUUUAGAAUGAUUUUAAUUUUUUCUUGCAUUGAACCAUCUAUACUUGUAUGUGAAAAGCGUUAGACCAGAAAAGUACUUAAAUACUGCAGAGUUGAUAUGGCUGUCAAAUACUGUUAUACAUGUGUACCAUAUGUGUUCAUUUCAAGUUUUCUUUUACUGACGCUGCAUUUGUCCACACAUACAAUUACUGUGAGAUUAAUGAUAAAGAUGUGAAAAUGAACAAAGACAAUGUUAUACAGUUGUUUUGGACCCUGAAUAUUUUGUUGUUACGGUUUGAAUUCUGUAUAUAUAACAUUGUGUAUAUAUUACAUUGUGUAUUUAUUAUCAAGAAAUGACCAAUUAUUGCUGAAAGC
Saccostrea echinata is the source of this 3248-nucleotide messenger RNA. RefSeq lists its product as uncharacterized. Gene Ontology annotation, molecular function: DNA binding. The record is from RefSeq and is a predicted model, not a curated record. The transcript has a single exon. Lineage: Eukaryota; Metazoa; Mollusca; Bivalvia; Ostreida; Ostreidae. Bases 346 to 1818 code for a protein of 490 amino acids. Gene Ontology annotation, biological process: regulation of DNA-templated transcription.